This is a messenger RNA of Propithecus coquereli (Coquerel's sifaka), 1326 nucleotides long. It is a transcript of the gene TFAP2E, whose product is annotated as transcription factor AP-2 epsilon (activating enhancer binding protein 2 epsilon). Gene Ontology annotation, biological process: anatomical structure development; regulation of cell population proliferation; regulation of transcription by RNA polymerase II. Gene Ontology annotation, cellular component: nucleus. The coding region runs from base 1 to 1326 and encodes 441 amino acids. The record is from RefSeq and is a predicted model, not a curated record. NCBI's taxonomy places the organism in Eukaryota, Metazoa, Chordata, Mammalia, Primates, Indriidae. The transcript has 7 exons. Gene Ontology annotation, molecular function: DNA-binding transcription factor activity, RNA polymerase II-specific; RNA polymerase II transcription regulatory region sequence-specific DNA binding.
AUGCUGGUGCACGCUUACUCCGCCAUGGAGCGCCCCGACGGGCUGGGCGCAGCGGCCGGCGGGGCCCGCCUGUCGUCCCUGCCCCAGGCGGCCUAUGGGCCGGCAGCACCUCUCUGCCACACGCCGGCCGCCGCUGCCGCCGCCGACUUCCAGCCCCCCUACUUCCCGCCGCCCUACCCGCAGCCGCCGCUGCCCUAUGGCCAGGCGCCCGACGCCGCUGCCGCCUUUCCCCACCUGGCUGGGGACCCGUACGGCGGCCUGGCGCCCUUGGCGCAGCCGCAGCCUCCGCAGGCCGCGUGGGCCGCGCCCCGCGCCGCCGCCCGCACCCACGACGAGCCGCCCAGUCUGCUGGCACCGCCCGCCCGCGCCCUGGGCCUUGACCCGCGCCGUGACUACGCCGCCGCCGUGCCCCGGCUCCUGCACGGCCUGGCCGACGGCGCACACGGCCUGGCAGAUGCCCCCCUCGGCCUUCCCGGGCUGGCGGCGCCGGGCCUGGAGGACCUGCAGGCCAUGGAUGAACCGGGAAUGAGCCUCCUGGACCAGUCCGUGAUCAAGAAAGUGCCCGUCCCCUCCAAAGCCAGCAGCCUCUCGGCCCUGGUGGUGGCUAAAGACAGCCUGGUUGGUGGCAUCACGAACCCCGGUGAGGUCUUCUGCUCCGUGCCUGGCCGGCUCUCACUGCUCAGUUCGACGUCCAAGUACAAGGUGACGGUGGGGGAGGUGCAGCGGCGACUCUCACCUCCAGAGUGCCUCAAUGCCUCCCUCCUGGGGGGCGUCCUCCGCAGGGCCAAGUCCAAAAAUGGGGGCCGGUGCCUGCGGGAACGGCUGGAGAAGAUCGGGCUCAACCUGCCAGCUGGCCGACGCAAGGCCGCCAAUGUGACGCUGCUGACUUCCCUGGUGGAGGGAGAGGCCGUACACCUGGCCCGAGACUUCGGUUACGUCUGUGAGACGGAGUUCCCAGCCAAAGCAGCCGCCGAGUACCUGUGCCGACAGCAUGCUGACCCUGGAGAACUGCACAGCCGAAAGAGCAUGCUGCUGGCCGCCAAGCAGAUCUGCAAGGAAUUUGCGGACUUGAUGGCUCAGGACCGCUCGCCACUGGGCAACAGCCGCCCGGCACUCAUCCUGGAGCCUGGAGUGCAGAGUUGCCUGACACACUUUAGCCUCAUCACCCAUGGUUUUGGCGGGCCUGCCAUCUGUGCCGCCCUCACUGCCUUCCAGAACUACCUGCUGGAGUCACUCAAAGGGCUGGACAAGAUGUUUCUAAGCAGUGCGGGCAGUGGGCAUGGCGACACCAAGGCUUCGGAGAAGGAUGCCAAGCAUCGGAAAUAA